Molecule: messenger RNA, 1776 nt
Organism: Mucor velutinosus
Lineage: Eukaryota; Fungi; Mucoromycota; Mucoromycetes; Mucorales; Mucoraceae
Exons: 6
Coding region: 1-1776 (591 amino acids)
Biological process (GO): regulation of DNA-templated transcription
Cellular component (GO): nucleus
Molecular function (GO): transcription cis-regulatory region binding; DNA-binding transcription factor activity
Source: RefSeq, a predicted model, not a curated record
AUGGUCACCAACAAGCGUAGAAAGAUGCGACCCAACAAUGUGAUUGCGUUGGAAAGAGCUAAAACAGAGAAUUUAUUGAAAGAAUCCAAGCAACAGAAAAAGGAAAAGAAUGUAUCACAACCCAAAGCACGCUUAUCUGCCUCAGACUCUGAUGAAACUGACAACGAAAGCUCCAACAAGCGUUCGCAAGCACCUAAAAGAAAAGCAUACAUCUCCAAGAGAUCAAGCGCAGCAAAAGCACCAGAAGUCAUAUCUGCCUCUGAUUCUGACGAGGCAGAUACGGAACAACAGCCUACUAAACGAGCCAAGCAAGAGCUUGUACAAGAGAACACAUUCUUGGAUGCUACCGAUAGAGUCAACUCAGCGUCCGAUUCAGAUGAGACAGGCGAUGAGCACAUGGUUAAGCCGGAGCCAGCAUCUUCAGAGAGCAAGGCACUGUCUACUCCCUCAUCAUCUACAUCUAAAGAAUCAACAAAACAAAAGCCAGUAGUCAGACUCACAGCCAGAGCACCACUCCCACCUAAGACAAAAGAGCACAUUGAGAAUUCAUCAGACGAGGAAGAGCAGGACGAACAAGAAGAAAGGAAAGAGGACCAAGAGGAAGACGACGAGACUGAGGCUGAUCCCAGCACGGCCAGUGAUGCCGCAACCACGCAGAGUACAGAAUCGUCCAUGGCCUUAAACGGCAAGUUUCGCGAGUCAGUGGUUCAGCGCAACCAUCUUGUUGGAAACCGUUUAUCUUUCAGGAGACGUGGAGAGUACGACGAGUCAAAGCCUGCAGCAGCAAAUUUAUUAAAGCGACUCAACGAUUCAUUUUUACCAAAAGUGCAAGAAGAUAUCUUUGUGUCUGAUUCGGAUUCAGAGCCUGACUCUGGUAUAGAUUACGAUACAUUUGACUUCCCUACUUGGCAGCGCACAUUGACUUGGAACAGAAAGCCAGACGAAGAUCCUUGGCCAAAGCAGAGAAGAUUUGGAUAUUCUGACAAGCUGAAAUUGGAGAAGAGAAUCAAAAAGAUCUGCAAGCGUGAAAACAUGACAUUUCACGAAGCUCAAGAGAUCUUCUCAAGUGGUAAACGUAAAGAGCAUAUCAAGUUUUUCCAGAAAAUAGCUGCUGUCUUUCCAAAUAUCCCGCUCUAUCUAUUAGCUAAAAGACUGAAAGAAACAUAUCACAUCAAAAGGAAUAGUGCACCUUGGAGCAAAGAGGAAAUCGAGCAAUUGGAGAACCUUAUCAAGAUACAUGGCAACAAUGCCGAGCUGCUGUCCACCAUGAUGAAUCGAUCCCCCAAGAAUAUCAAUGAUUUUAUCUUUAAUCACAAAUCAGCGAAGAAGGCCUCUGCUAGAUGGACAAAGGCUGAGGAUGAGUUGCUGGCAAACGUGAUGGCAAAAGAGAAAAAGAAUGCUGCUGGCCGUGUCUCAUUUCUGGCUGCUGAGUCCUUCUUUCCUGAACGAUCACAAAAGCAGAUAUACGCUCGCUACUAUAAUAUCCGUCAUCGCAUUCAACCUGAUGGAACACUUGUUGACAACAGAGCUGCAACACCAACGGAACAAUUAGAAUACCUCAAGAGCCUGCUGAAGCAAGUAAAUGACCAUGAUCUGAUUGAAGAGUCGCAAUUGGAUUAUGCCAAGGAAAGAGGUUUCGUAAAACCUAGCUUUUAUUUAAACGGCCGUGCAAAUAUCAAAGGGUUUGAGAAGAUGGCCAUCAAAGAUAUAUUGACUGAAUUGAUCCGUCGCCAGGAAAAAAUUAUGGAGUCUCGCAGUGAAGAAGGAUUAUUGUAG